Messenger RNA from Cercocebus atys (sooty mangabey), 10565 nucleotides. RefSeq names its product ELKS/RAB6-interacting/CAST family member 2 (gene ERC2). Gene Ontology annotation, biological process: regulation of synaptic plasticity; neuromuscular synaptic transmission; maintenance of presynaptic active zone structure. The coding region runs from base 311 to 3295 and encodes 994 amino acids. The record is from RefSeq and is a predicted model, not a curated record. Gene Ontology annotation, cellular component: cytoskeleton of presynaptic active zone. Gene Ontology annotation, molecular function: structural constituent of presynaptic active zone. Lineage: Eukaryota; Metazoa; Chordata; Mammalia; Primates; Cercopithecidae. The transcript has 21 exons.
UCCCUCCCGGUUCCCCGCCCCGCUUCUCCUCCUCUUCCUCCGCCUCCCGCUCCUGCUCGCUGGGUCUCCGGCUCCGGCGCCGGCUCCUGCUUCUCCCAGCCGCCCGGGGCCAAGGCGACGAGAGGUUGUAAAAAUCCAUGUGGGACGGCCCCGGGGCGAGCAUCCGAAAGAUCUUUGAGUGGAGUUAUUUUCUGGUACGGACUGUGAAAAGAAUGCGGUGAAAAUUCUGGACAAUCGUGGAAAUAUUAGCUCAAACCCCAACUUAGUAUAGCAUUUCUUCUCUUCAGUAACACCUCAUAAUACAAGAAAAAUGUAUGGAAGUGCAAGAACAAUCACCAAUCUGGAAGGUAGCCCUUCCAGAUCCCCUCGUUUGCCAAGGUCUCCUCGUUUGGGCCACCGAAGAACAAGUAGCGGGGGAGGUGGAGGAACAGGCAAGACUCUGUCUAUGGAGAAUAUCCAGUCCCUCAAUGCAGCCUAUGCUACGUCUGGACCCAUGUAUCUGAGUGAUCAUGAAGGGGUGGCUUCAACAACUUACCCAAAGGGCACUAUGACUCUGGGAAGGGCUACGAAUCGAGCUGUAUAUGGAGGCCGUGUCACAGCCAUGGGGAGUAGUCCCAAUAUUGCUUCUGCUGGACUUUCCCACACAGAUGUCCUUUCAUACACAGAUCAACAUGGUGGGCUGACUGGCUCAUCCCAUCAUCACCACCACCAGGUCCCCUCCAUGUUGAGGCAGGUAAGAGACAGCACAAUGUUAGAUCUUCAGGCCCAGCUGAAAGAACUGCAGAGAGAGAAUGACCUCCUCCGGAAAGAGCUCGACAUCAAGGACAGCAAGUUGGGAUCUUCCAUGAACAGUAUUAAGACUUUCUGGAGUCCUGAGCUUAAGAAGGAGAGAGUCUUGAGGAAAGAAGAGGCAGCGCGGAUGUCUGUCCUCAAGGAGCAGAUGAGGGUUUCCCAUGAAGAAAAUCAGUUACUGGAUGCCAGAAGAACCAAGCACCUACAGUUGACAAUCCAAGCCCUUCAAGAUGAGCUGCGAACCCAGAGAGACCUCAACCACCUCCUCCAGCAAGAGAGUGGCAACCGAGGAGCGGAGCACUUCACCAUCGAGCUGACCGAGGAGAACUUCAGGCGGCUCCAAGCCGAGCACGACAGGCAGGCCAAGGAGCUGUUCCUUUUGAGGAAGACAUUAGAGGAAAUGGAGCUGAGAAUUGAAACGCAGAAACAAACCCUCAAUGCCCGAGAUGAGUCGAUUAAAAAACUUCUUGAGAUGUUACAAAGUAAAGGCUUGCCGUCCAAAAGCCUAGAGGAUGACAAUGAGCGAACGCGACGGAUGGCAGAGGCUGAGUCUCAGGUCAGCCACUUGGAAGUGAUUUUAGACCAGAAAGAGAAGGAAAACAUACAUCUUAGAGAGGAAUUGCACCGAAGAAGCCAGCUUCAGCCGGAGCCAGCCAAGACGAAGGCUCUCCAGACUGUCAUCGAAAUGAAGGACACAAAAAUCGCUUCAUUGGAGCGAAACAUAAGGGAUCUUGAGGAUGAGAUCCAGAUGUUAAAAGCCAAUGGUGUGCUGAACACUGAGGACCGCGAAGAAGAGAUCAAACAAAUUGAGGUUUACAAAAGUCACUCCAAGUUUAUGAAGACCAAGAUUGAUCAGCUGAAGCAGGAACUUUCAAAGAAAGAGUCAGAACUUCUUGCCUUACAAACAAAGCUUGAAACCCUUAGCAAUCAAAAUUCAGAUUGCAAGCAACACAUUGAAGUGCUCAAAGAGUCGCUUACUGCCAAAGAACAGAGGGCUGCCAUCCUUCAGACUGAGGUAGAUGCGCUGAGAUUACGACUGGAAGAAAAAGAAUCUUUCCUCAAUAAAAAAACGAAACAGCUGCAGGACCUCACAGAAGAGAAGGGGACACUGGCCGGUGAGAUUCGUGACAUGAAAGAUAUGUUAGAAGUGAAGGAAAGAAAAAUCAAUGUUCUUCAGAAAAAGAUUGAAAACUUGCAAGAACAACUUAGGGAUAAAGACAAGCAACUGACCAACCUGAAAGACAGAGUGAAGUCCUUGCAGACAGAUUCCAGUAAUACAGAUACUGCACUGGCGACGCUAGAGGAAGCUCUGUCAGAGAAGGAGAGAAUAAUUGAGCGCUUGAAAGAACAGCGAGAAAGAGAUGAUCGGGAAAGACUAGAAGAGAUAGAAUCCUUCCGAAAAGAGAACAAAGACCUGAAAGAGAAGGUCAAUGCUUUACAGGCUGAACUCACUGAGAAAGAGUCUAGUUUAAUUGACCUCAAAGAACAUGCAUCUUCAUUAGCCUCUGCAGGGCUGAAAAGGGAUUCCAAAUUAAAGUCUCUAGAAAUAGCCAUCGAACAAAAGAAAGAGGAAUGUAGCAAAUUGGAAGCACAGUUAAAAAAGCAAGCUGAGCAGUUGUUCAAUCAGAUGUACAACCCAAAGUCAAUUAGGAAUAAUGGGAAACAAGGGGCACAUAAUAUUGAAGAUGACUCCAGGAUGAACCCUGAGUUUGCAGACCGAAUAAAACAGCUAGAUAAAGAGGCGUCUUACUACCGCGACGAGUGUGGCAAGGCCCAAGCAGAAGUGGACCGGUUGCUGGAGAUCCUCAAGGAGGUAGAGAAUGAGAAGAAUGACAAGGACAAGAAGAUCGCAGAACUGGAGAGCUUGACUCUCAGGCAUAUGAAAGAUCAGAAUAAGAAGGUGGCCAACCUCAAGCACAAUCAACAGUUGGAAAAGAAGAAAAAUGCUCAGCUACUAGAAGAAGUCCGCAGGCGAGAAGAUAGCAUGGCUGACAACUCACAGCAUUUGCAGAUAGAGGAACUGAUGAAUGCACUGGAGAAGACCAGACAGGAACUGGAUGCCACCAAAGCACGCCUCGCCUCCACACAGCAGUCCCUGGCCGAAAAAGAAGCGCACUUGGCCAACCUCCGGAUUGAGAGGAGGAAACAGCUGGAGGAGAUCCUGGAGAUGAAACAGGAAGCGCUACUUGCAGCCAUCAGUGAAAAAGAUGCAAACAUUGCCUUGCUGGAAUUGUCUGCCUCCAAAAAGAAAAAGACGCAGGAAGAAGUCAUGGCCCUCAAGCGAGAAAAAGACCGACUAGUACAUCAAUUAAAGCAGCAGGUGGGGCCUCCUGCAAGACAGACCCAGAACAGAAUGAAGUUGAUGGCAGACAACUACGAUGAGGACCAUCACCAUUACCAUCACCACCACCAUCACCACCACCAUCGAUCUCCUGGGAGGUCGCAACAUUCCAAUCACAGGCCCUCUCCGGACCAGGAUGACGAGGAGGGCAUAUGGGCAUAGCCGGGCCUGUAAACCAAAGUUCCAGUUUUGUUUUGAGGGAUAUGCCAGUGUGGUGUGACUCUCACGUCCUUCUGGUUGUGUCAAAUGUUUGGCAAGGAAUAAGGAAAAUAAAACUAUGUAUCUUCAUGGAGCUGAAACUAUCAUCUCUAAGAAGCCCGUUUAAUGGAUUGUGCUAUCUCUUCUAUGGCAGUUCUGAAGAAAACACAAGGAUCAAGGCAUAGUAAUGGUGAAUGGGUAACUGUAACUCUUUAAAUGAAUUAGAAUAGAAAUAUUCGUAUUAGCAGGUCUUAUUAGUGACAUUUUAUCUGUUGCUUUUUAAAAAUUAUACUUCUAAGAGGCUUUGCAUUAGAAAUUACACACAUUGUAUUUAUCAGAGGGUUUUGUACUUUUAAAAGCUGAUCUUUAGCUAUUAAGAACUCACCCUUUAUUUACGUCCUAUCUGCAUUACAAUUGAAUAAUGACACAUGUAAUUACCACAUGGUUACAAAUGGAACAUUGAAGUCUAGAAACUUUUGCUGCUGAGAAUUACACCUCUCCUGUACACUGCAGGCUGUGGAACACCAAGUCACAAACUCCUUGGAGUUGAAUAUACAUAUGGUUACAUGGAAUACGGUAUUAAACUUGGUAACAUUGCAAAUGACAUUUUAUUUGGAACAAGGAAUAUACAUUGUGUGCCAUGGUGACUUUUUCUGAUCAGAAAGUAUUCAAUGUAUAGUUCUUUAUUCUGAGACAAGCAUGAAAUGACACAGUGCUGGAGAAUCAACAGGUGUGGGACAAUUCUUGGGGAUAACUUAGCAUUUAUGUCUUUUCCCAAGUCUUGCCUUCAAAUAGCAUGGCAGGUGGUGCUUCAGGUGAAGUUUAACCUAGAGCUGGUACGUUUUGCCUGUUGGUGAGUUUCAUUGUUGUGUUUUACUUCUCACUUGAACCUGUUAUACGUCCCACUAAUGGGUCAGUUUGCUUUUUUUUUUGGUACUGAGGGUGAAGUUCACAGAAUGGUGGUUUUCAGAUAUAACAUCUUUCUACAUAGUAAAGAUGUAAUGCCUCCUGGAUCCAUUUGCUGCCGGUAAAACCUGCUUCAUGUUAAUACAGGAGUAUCUCAUCUCUUCUCCCUUUUCUUGGCAAAGGGGAAAAUAGCACUGGAAUGAACACUUCUAGAUGCAAAGUCAUUCCAUAGGAAAGCUUGUCAGUAUGAGGAAGUGGGGAAAUCAGAGAAGUUCUGGAUGUUCUAUGGGAGCAACUCUUUCCCUCUCUAGGGAAAAUAUUAAGAGAAAUGUCACGUUUACUCACAAAGAAAAGCUAAUAAAAGUGGAAAUUGACCUAAACUAAUAUGAAAUGAGAAGAAAGCGUUUUAUAGCAUUAAAAAGCAAACACGUGAAGCCUGCCUCAAACAUGCAUGGGCUAGGUAGGUAAAGGAAAGUUCUAAGAGUUUGGCAGUUGUCUUGAAAACUAUAGCUCCUACUUGGGGCUCUUCUGUGAAGCUACUUCCGCCAUCAUGAGUAUCAGGGCGCUAGGCGGCACUUGUGUGUCCUCCUGACUAGUAAAGAUUUUUUAUUGCUCUUUCACAAGAUUCAUGACACCCUGAGACAUGAACAGUGUUGUUAUCCUCAGGAUGGAAUCGGCUCCAAGACCCAUAGGAAAUCUUGCCUUGCUUAAGGCAAAUGCAGACAAUCGUAUUAAGCCUUAUCCCCUUUAUUUCUUCAUGAAUUUCCCCAAAUGCCAUGGACACCAGAAAAUAAAUGUUUUUAGUAAUUUAGUCAAUAUAUAAUCCUACUUUAGUAUGCUGUAAUAAAUUUCAUAUGCUUCAGAGGAAAACUACUUAUCUUUCUUUAUGACUCCUUUAAACAAGUUUGCUUAGAUAUCCUCAGGCUUUUAAAACCAUGUCUUUAAGGAUUUAAAUAAUGAGAUACUGGGGGAAACCUUCUGUUUUUGAGCAGCCGUUGCAUGUUUUGAGUUGCAUUACAAUCCAUGAGGCCUUAGGAGACAUUAAAUUUAUAACUAAAGAUGGAUAAUAGUGGUACAUUAAAAAUUAACUGUUUUCAAUGUUUUGAUUUAUGGCCCCUAUAAAAGAAACAUUACAAGAUGUUAUUUUACUAGACAACAGUAAUAUGCUCAUAAUAGCAUCAGAAGGCUCUGACUUGAAUCUGGAGUUUUGGUGCUGAAAUGAAUCAUAAUUUAGAAAAAGUUACUCUAAAAAUUACAGCAAAUUGGAAUUAGCAUAACAACCCUGCCAGCUCCUCCCUUUUUUGCCACUUCUGGAUGUUAAGUCCAGACAUGAUUUAUUUGUCUCACUAUGGUCAUUCAAGAGUGAUAUUUUCCGAGCACACAGUGGACCAGGGAAAGUUUACUUUUCUAAAGAGUUUUGACAGCCCCCAGAGCUAGCCUUUCCCCUCUUAAACCUCACAUUCAGGCCUGGAUUUAUCAGCGUGUGGCCUGUGCAGUCCACAGGCCCUACACUUAGAAGGGCUUCACUCUUAGGUUAAAACUCUACUGUCACUGUCUUGAAAUUCCUAACGUUUUUCAAAGAAGGGGCCUCACGUGUUCAUUUGCCCUCCGUGCCAGUAAUUAUGUAAUCUAUGCUGCCUACACCAACCAUAUAUUCCUAUAUUCUGCUUUUCAGUUCUCUUUAUACUCCCCCUCCCUGUUGGAUCAUCCACACUCUUGUUUUCUUAUGCCUAAGAUUUACCUGUGGCCAGCCUCAUUGUUCUGGGUUUCUUCUCAGACUCCAUGGGAUCACAUUUCCAGCAAGUUGUUGCCCUCAUAGGUAUCCCGGGCACUGCGUAUUCAACCACUGUCCUCUCACCACCAACCCCCCAAACCCCACAUGCACACAUACUUUCAAUUGUGAAAAUGUGCUCUUGGAGGCCUAACUCUAUUCCCUAUCUUGCCUUGCAAAAUGCAGGAAAAGCAGCUCCUCAAUUCUCCAUAACUUUCCUUCAGGAAAAUCCACUUAAUGUAGGUACCAUUUGUGUCAGCAAAUACUUCAUUUACGUCGAAUGAAGGUGCUUUCCUCGGACCCCCCAAGAGGCAUUCAGGUUUGUGAACAUCAAUGAGGUGGGCAAUGGACGAGCGAAUCGAGGCAUCUUGUGAGAUUUAGUGCCACAUCUGCCUUGACAUUUAAAUGUUUGAGCUCUUACUGUGAACUCUUGUAAUUCAGCAAAGAUAGAACACAAGUUUUUAUUUCUUAAACCACUAGAAAAGAAUUAGUCUUUUUUGAUUGAAAACAUAUACAAAUUUUUAGGACCCAAUUCGUAAAAAUACAGAUGUGGCAUUAACAAGUUUUGGCAUGAGGCUGUGAUGCUAGUAGAUGCAGCCUGUUCAAAAUGAAGAAUUGUAGCUCUCUGCCACCAGCACAUGGACAACGUUAUGGUGAGUAAAAAUAUGAAUCCCAGAACAUUUAGACAUGAGGAAGGGGUGUUUUACAAAUAAAAGUGCUGGAUGGCCCAGUGGAACUCCCUGCCAUGCCUCCCUUCUGGAAGAAUGAAAGAAGGAGGAAGGAGAUGUUUUAUUUUGGCUAGGAAGUUCAUGUCCGACUUGCCUUCUUUUAGCGGACAGAGUCUGGACACUGGGUCUGUGCUUGUCCUGGGACUAGAGAAAUUUAAUGGUGGCAAAAAGAAAGUCAAAGAAAGAGCUCUGAGCUCUACACAAAGCAGAGGUUUCUAUACAAAGUGGUGGUUUCUAUGCAAAGUGCAGGUUUUCUUUUACACCUCCUAUACAGGGGUACCUCCUGGUGCUUUUAAUGCAAUUUAGAUUUUGUGUAACUGAGGAUCUGAUAUAACUCUUUCUUGUGCCGUUGGCUACUCAGACUUUCAUUUAUUCAUUCCUUCAUUUAUUAUUCACUCAUUUGUCCAUUCUUUCACCGAACGGUUCUCAGUUAGAUGCUAGGAAAUCAAUGACGAAUAAGAUUGCCAUGGUUGCUGCCCUGUGGAUCUUGCCAUCCAGUCAAGGGACAGAACAUAAAUAAUUAGACAUCUCAAUAGAAACCUUGUACAUUUUGGUCAUGGCUUUGAUGGAAACCAGAAAGAUACUGAGAUUAACAUGAGGGACCUACUUAAGAAAGGAUGUUCAGCAAGCAUCGCUCCAAGGAAGUAAGUUUUAAGCCAAGUCUUAAAAGGGGAGAGUCAGGAGGUACCCACGCCAAGGCAUGCAUUUGGGAGGUGGUCCCAGGAGGCAUUCAAAAGCUGGAGGUGGGAAGGAGUUUAUAAGCUGAAGAAGCUUGAAAACCAUAACUCUGGGUAGAGCACAAAACAGCGAGAUGAGGAUGGAGAAGAAGGAAGGGGCCAGAAAAUGUAGGGCCUUUUAGGGCGAGGUAGAGAGUUUAGAUUUUUAGCCUAACAAAACUGAGCAGACAUCAGAGGAGUUAAAGCAGGGACAUGACAUGAUUUGAUUUAUGUUGUCGAACAACCCUGGCUCCUGUGUAGAGGAUGAAUUGUCAUGGCAGGAAGAGCAGAAGUAGAGGCUGUUCCAUGAUCUGUGAGAGAAUUGAUAGCACUGACCCAGGGCAGCAGUAGUGGAGAUGCAGAGAAGUGGAUAAAUUGGAGAUAAGACUAGGAAGUGAAGCCAGGAGGACUUGGCUGGGGAGGUAAGAUAAAGAACAGAAUUGAGAAUGCCUCCAGAUUUCUACCUUGGGUGUCAAAGCUGGAGCAGGCCAUUGGUGGUGGUGGUGGUGGGGGCACUGAGAGGGAACUCAGAGUUCUGGUUUCCCCAGAUGUCCAGUCGGUCUGGCCAAGAGAAAGGCAGGCUUUUGAAAUAGGCUGUUUUCCAUGUUCCUGCCUAUCAGCGGGGGAAUCUCUGGCCUCUUAUUGCAGUAAUGUGCAGGCUGACAAGUUUAAAGCAUGGCUGAAGUCUAACUUCAAGAGUGAGUGAUUCCUCCAACUCUUGAGGAAAAGGAGAUUGCAAAGCAAAAUCAGUAGUUAUAGAAUUAGGAGACUUGUAAGGGGUAGCGAUCUGUGGAAAAACAAAAAUCCCAGAGUUGUAGGAGGUUGAAAGGGACCUAGGGACUCUAGGGUCCUAGAGAGGAGGGAGUUGCCAUUGGCUCUUGCAGUUCCCCCUGAGAUCUCCAGGGAUCAAGGAUUCUGUGGGUUAAGGGGUACAGCAUGAGGUUUUGAUUGCUUUUGAUAAUUGACUUCCCAUCUUGAAAUUCUAUGUAUAUUAUUUUUCUGCAGAAGAAGCUUUCAAUAAUCUCUUUUCAGGAGUUAAUAUGAGAACUAACCAGAAGUAGCUACGAGAUGUUUUAGAACCACCAAGACAAUGUCUCUGCCUACUUCCAAUUGCAAAAUCGAUUCCUGGGCAAAGUAAGAUGUUUUUGCUUUAUCUCUGUCUCCACUUCUUCCUUUUAUUUUGCUCUUCUACUCCUCUGGAAGGUGUCUGCAUAUUUAUGUCUUCUAUUCAGGCUUACAAAGCUGCUGUUUAGAGCUUCAACUUGAAUAUCCUAUUCACGGUCUUUGCAAUUAGUAAUUUAUUCAAAAAAUAUUUCUUCAUCUUAGUACUGGAGAUGUACUGGAUAUACAUCUCAGUACUGGAGUCAAGGUAGUGAACAAAGUGUGAUUCCUACCCUGGAGGAGCUUAGCGUAGUACACAGAUUCUCAAGCUGGCGUCCAUAAACCCUGGAGGCUCUGCAAAUCCCCUGAUGUGGUUAAUAGACUUCAAUGUGGAUGUAUGUACAUCCCCGUAAAGAGAGUAUUUAUGUUCCUCAGCAGAUAGUGGGGCCAGUGACUCAGAAAAAGUGAAGCAGACCCUCAUCUAUGGGAGACUGGGUAACAUUGUGGUGGGGUGGCUAACAGCGUGGUCUCUGGAUUCAGAUAGACCUAGGUUUGGAUGACCUUGGGUAAGUCACCUUCCAUCUCUCCCCUCCAUAUUCUCUUUGAGGAAGGUUGUGACACCCCCAGGGCUGUGAUGAGCUGAGUAAGAUGCCAAGCCAUGCCUGGUACACGGUGAGUAUUCAACCCUAGGUAGAAUAUCAGUAUAUCACUAUUAUGUUACUUCUGGGCUCAGGAAGGUGUACUGUAUCCGUAAACAGAGGAAAGUGGUUGAUACUGGGGUUGUUGAAUUUGGGAGGUAAAAGAAAAGGCAGAAGAAAAGCAAUUUAUUCCUGUGGCCCAUAGCUACACCCAGGCCAUCUACACAUUUUCUAACAAGCCUUAUUUAAAGCAUAUUUACCCUAUAAACAUACCCUCUCCAGUUACCUUUGAUUUUUGUAACACUUGGGUAUAGCAAAGGAAAGGUUGAUUGUUGGAGAGUAUGAAUUAGUCCAUGUUUGUAGCAGAGGGUUUCUUUCAACUAAAACAAAAAUCUAAUCAUGAAAGCCAAUGAAUAUUUAACAAAUAAUUAAUUGUGAGCUAAUGAAUUGGAGGAGAGAAAAGGAUAAUAAUGUCUCAGUCCACCUCUUUCUGCUCUCAAGGGUGAAGGACUUGGGGGCCGAGGUAGAAGCUUUUAAGCAGAUUGGAGGGCAGUAAGUAAGUUCCUGUGGGUUUUUCUGGAGCUCAUAAGGGUUACCUGGCAAAGCAAUGCAUGUUGGCUUAGAUACGACCACACUCUCAGGACUUGAAAUCUGGCUGAGAAAUCAUAAACAAACAGUGGUGAUAAAUUACCAUGGGCCAGAGGCGGGAGGCGUCGAGCAGAGUGUUACUGCAUUACAUUACAUCCUUCCUGUGCCAGGGCUGGCGCACAGGGAGCACGCUGGCUCUCCCACCCCUUUGUCAUUUGCUUUAGAGUAUGCUGUCGGUCUGGUCUUGUUUAACCUCUUUAUUAAUGAUCUGUAAAGGGGAGAAAAGAGCAUAUGAAGGAAAGUCACAGAUGACACUAAUUUGGAAGGUGUUGGAAACACUAGCGAGGUCAGAGAAAUCACACAAAUGGCCUGAAGAAGGUUAGGAACAUGGAGGGAAAAUAACAAAUCUUGGAGAAGUCCAGACACUCGCAUCUGGUGAAAAUUAAUCUGAGACACAGAUACCAAUGGGUGGGAGGGAUAUGAAAAGCUGAAUGCUAAAAUAAUCAUAAUAACAGCAAUAAUAAGCUCAGUGAACAUCAGCAAAACCAGCUAGCCUGAAAGUCUGCCAUGGGUGAGAGUGGGGAGAGAGGUGCCUGUGGCAGUUAGCACUGUCAGUGUUAGCAGGUGCCAGAGAGACAUGCGUGAUCUUAUGUGACAAUCCUGCCCAUCAAUUGUCUAACACCUGGGACAUCACAAUAUUAUACAUGCUUUAUCUCAGAGGAUCACCCAAGUUAUCAGAAAGGUGGAAAGAAAGGCUGGGCACAGUGGCUCACACCUGUAAUCCCA